Vidua chalybeata is the source of this 695-nucleotide messenger RNA. It is a transcript of the gene TBCB, whose product is annotated as tubulin folding cofactor B. NCBI's taxonomy places the organism in Eukaryota, Metazoa, Chordata, Aves, Passeriformes, Viduidae. The record is from RefSeq and is a predicted model, not a curated record. Gene Ontology annotation, molecular function: microtubule plus-end binding. The transcript has 5 exons. Gene Ontology annotation, biological process: cytoplasmic microtubule organization. Bases 62 to 646 code for a protein of 194 amino acids. Gene Ontology annotation, cellular component: nucleus; microtubule plus-end; cytoplasm.
GUCCCCAUUUCCCCGUUCCCAGUGCAAACUGGAGCUGGUGGUUGGCUCCCCGGCGUCCUGCAUGGAGCUGGAGCUGUUCGGCGCCGAGGACGAGCCCUUGGGGACGCUGGACUGUGACGAGGCCCUGCUGGGCUCCUACCCCGUCACCGACGGCUGCCGCGUGCACGUGACCGACCGCAGCGGGGCCCGCGCCGGGCAGUUCGAGGACCUGACGCAAGUGGCCAAGUACGAGAUGGCCGAGAGCGACUACGACAAGAGGACAGAGUCGGUGCGCUCCUUCCUGCGGCAGCGCUCGUGGGGCCGCUGGGACCGGGAGCGGGAGCAGGAGCGGGAGCGGGAGCGGGAGCAGCGGCGGGCGCAGGAGGCGGCGGCCGCGGCCGCGCUCCCGCUCGGUGCCCGCUGCGAGGUUCGCGUGCCCGGCCAGCCCUGCCGCAGGGGCACCAUCGCCUUCGUGGGUGAGACGGAUUUCAAGCCGGGAUUUUGGGUGGGGGUGCGCUACGAUGAGCCGCUGGGCAAGCACGAUGGAAGCGUGGGCGGCCGCCGUUACUUCGAGUGUCCCCCCAAGUUCGGCGCCUUCGUGCGGCCGCAGAGCGUCCGCCCCGGCGACUUCCCGGCCGAGAGCGACGGCCUGGACGAGGAGCUGUGAGCGGAAUUCCUGGAAUUCCCAAAAAUUCCCGGAAUUCCCAAAAAUUCCC